AUGUCUAAAUUUUUCAUAAUUAGAGAUGCCGUGAAGAAGGUCCGCCGCUUCAACUUGGUGGGGCGGACCCUAGAAUUUAAAAUCAAGCCAGUCCCCGUCGGCGAAGAACCCGUAGGGUGGGUUAAAGAGGCAAUCCAGCAGGCCAUAGCUAAAGGCGCCGAAGGUCUUAACCCCGAAGACCAGGUGUCUUUUUCGUUUUGCUCCAGGGAUUUCGUCAGAGGUGAUGGUUGGGUCCGCUUCAAGCCGGCUGGAGAGGUUACCUAUGACGACGUGUGGGGCGUGAUCUCCAGCGUCUACCAAUCCAACUCUGCGGGGCUAAACACCGAGACGUUCUGUCUGGGGGUAACCUCAGUGAAGAUGCCCGCAGGGAAAGGAAACGAUAGGGGGCGGCUGUACAACACCUUCGACGAGGAGUGUGCUUUAAGGAAAGGAAUUAUGAAAAUAGACAAUAAAGACAAUUUGUGCUUGCCGCGGGCCCUCGUCGUCGCUAUUGCACAAGUGACCAAGGACGCCGAGUAUAGAAAGGUGCGCAGAGAUAUCGGAAAGAUACAGACACAAAGAGCUCAAGACCUGAUACGGGUGCCGGGGGUUACCAUUCCCGAAGAAGGUUGCGGUAUCCUUGAGCUGCAGGAAUUCCAGCGGUAUCUCACCAACUACCGCAUCGUCGUGUACCAGUACGGCAGCAAAGGCCGCGACGCGAUAUUUAAGGGCUGCACAGAGGGCACCUCGUUAAAUUUGAUUUAUCACGAAGGCCACUAUAACGUCAUCACGUCACUAACGGCGGCCUUCCGUUGCAUUUACUAUUGCGAGAGGUGCCAGGUGCCAUAUAAUAAUAAAAACGAUCAUAGGUGUGGAGGUACUUGUCCUGCGUGCCAGAAGUCGCCCGCAUGCCAAGAAGACAUCGCAGUAAACUGUACCGAUUGUCAGCGUAGCUGCAGAGGGCAGCAAUGCUACGAUAACCACUUGACAAAUAUCUGUGCUCAAAUUCGCCGUUGCCCCGACUGUCUCAAGGUGGUAAAAAGGGGCAGAACCCAUAUCUGCGGGGAGAUAUAUUGCAAGAUAUGCAAUGCCCACGUCUUCGCAGACCACCUAUGUUAUAUGCAGCCUAAUACAGGGAAGCCGAAGACAGAUGACCUUCUCUUCGUCUUCUACGACUUGGAGACGCAGCAAGAGAAGGCGAGGUCGGACGGGUCCCUCCUGCAUGAGCCUAACCUCUGUGUCUUCAAGCAGUGCUGCGACGCGUGCCUGAACACGCCGCAGCAGAAAAUCUGCAGUAAAUGCGGGGUUAGACUGCAAAUAUUGCAGUGUAACGACCCUAUUUCGCCGUUCCUCCGCCACCUCAUGACCAUGAGGGAGAAAUUCAAGCAGGUGGUGGUCGUCGCACACAACGGACAGGCCUUCGACCAUCAGUUCUGUCUCAAUUACAUCCUUACCAAAACCGACCUCACCCCGGAACUCAUCAUGCGAGGGACGAAAAUAAUUUCCAUGGUGGUGGGGAACGUAAAGUUCCUGGAUAGUCUCAACUACUUUCCCAUGGCGCUGUCCAGGUUGCCCAAGGCUUUCGGCUUGGGCAAUAAUUUAAAAAAAGGCUAUUUCCCCCAUCUUUUCAACACCGCAGAAAAUCAAAAUUAUGUAGGCCCUCUACCAGUCGCCGAAUACUAUGACCCCGACAACAUGAAACCAGAAGAUCACUCCAAGUUCCUCGAGUGGCACGAGGAACACAAGGACGACGAGUUUAACAUGCGGAGGGACCUCGUCGAAUAUUGUAUUUCUGAUGUUGAAAUUUUAACGGCUGCAUGUCUCAAGUUCCGGGAACAGCUGAUGGAAACAGGAAACGUCUGCCCGUACACGGAAGCAUGUACGAUAGCCUCCGCAUGCAAUAAGGUGUACAGGCGCAACUUCCUCAAGCCAAACACCAUCGGCAUCAUCCCCAAAGGCGGCUACAGAUGGCGGGACAACCAAAGCAAGAUAGCCAUCCAGUGGUUAGUGUGGGAGGAACACACCAGAGGCAAAAACAUCCAACACGCUGCUAAACAGCAAGAAUCUCGAGUCGCGGGUGUAAAAGUCGAUGGGUAUGCCGCAGAAACCAAUCAGGUGUUUGAGUUUAACGGCUGCUACUUCCACGGCUGCCCCACCUGCUUCAAAUGUAAUAGAGACGCUCCUAUGCCCGAAGACCCCUCCCAGACAUUAAACACCCGACACGAAGCCACCCUUGCAAAGAUGCAAAGACUUCGAGACCUUGGUUAUGAGGUCGUUGAGAUGUGGGAAUGUGGGUUUAGGCGGGAUCUUCAUAAGAACGAUGAAGUCCGCACCUACACUGAAAACCACCCGCUCGUAACCCUAACGCCGCUAAAUCCCAGAGAUGCUUUCUACGGAGGCCGCACAUGGAACACAGUCGAAUACUACAAGUGCGGCCCAGGCGAAAAAAUCAAAUACGUCGAUGUCUGCUCCCUUUACCCCUGGGUCUGCAAAUACGGCAAGUUCCCCGUAGGCCACCCUAAAAUUUAUGUGGGUGAAGAAUGCCCUACAGAUCUUCAUAAUGUAAACGGGGUUGUUAAAUGUAAGAUCCUACCGCCCCAGAAUUUCUACCACCCAGUGCUCCCUACCAAGAUGAACAACAAGCUCAUGUUUGUUCUCUGUCGCACCUGCGGAGAACACAUGAACACGAGCGAGUGUCGACAUAACGACGUAGAGCGAGCUCUAACGGGGACAUGGGUGACGGAUGAAAUUGUAAAAGCCGUUGAAAAAGGGUAUCGCCUGCUGGAGAUCCAUGAGAUAUGGGCCUAUGACGUUCAGCAGUACGAUAAGGCUGCAAGGAUCGGAGGAUUGUUCACAGGGAUGAUGAACAAGUUCAUCUCCGUGAAACAGCAGGCGUCCGGUUGGCCCGUCCAUUAUACCACAGACGAGGAGAAGGAGCGUUACAUAGAGCAGUUCUUGCAGCGAGAUACCUUUUGGGGGAAACUUGGACAGAGGGAGAACCAGCCCAAAACAUCCGUAGUAAGAAACCCCUCAGAAUUCUUCGGUAUGCUCACAAACCCCAGCAUCUACGUUAACUCGGCGCUCCCUAUCAACGAGGACACGCUCGUCGUUAACUGGGAACACAAGGAGGAGGCCUAUGACCCACUCAUCACCGUAAAUGGCGUCAUCGCAGCGUACGUCACCACACAAGCACGCCUAAAGCUGUACAGUUACCUGGAACAGCUGGGCGACAGGGUCCUGUACUAUGACACAGACUCUGUCAUUUACGUGGCUAAAGACGGAGAGUACGACGUACCAACGGGUGAAUUCCUCGGCGACAUGACCGACGAGCUGGAAGGGGAUAACGAAGAGAAGGUGGUGUGUAAAGUUAAAGGUAUAUCCCUUAACUAUACCGCAUCACAGCUGAUAAAUUUCAACACCAUAAAAGAUAUGGUGUUGGAUACUUCCACCACCAGCCCGGUAUGUGUAGCCUCAAGAAACAUCUUGAGGACCAAGGAGCACGAGGUGAUAACCGUACAGCAAACCAAGUUGUAUAAGCCUCUCUCCGUAAAGAGAUGGUUCCUGGACGACCACAGCUCAGUGCCCUACGGUUUUAAAAGACCUAAGCUUUAA
Messenger RNA from Anoplophora glabripennis (Asian longhorned beetle), 3591 nucleotides. RefSeq lists its product as uncharacterized. Gene Ontology annotation, biological process: DNA replication. Bases 1 to 3591 code for a protein of 1196 amino acids. The record is from RefSeq and is a predicted model, not a curated record. NCBI's taxonomy places the organism in Eukaryota, Metazoa, Arthropoda, Insecta, Coleoptera, Cerambycidae. Gene Ontology annotation, molecular function: DNA binding; DNA-directed DNA polymerase activity; nucleotide binding. The transcript has 3 exons.